Geodia barretti is the source of this 582-nucleotide messenger RNA. NCBI's taxonomy places the organism in Eukaryota, Metazoa, Porifera, Demospongiae, Tetractinellida, Geodiidae. The record is from the annotation of a GenBank genome assembly.
AUGACGCUGCAUUACGAUGGCGAGGUAAAGAUCGCCAAGAUUAACAUGGGCCCCUAUGACAACAACGGUUAUAUCGUAAUUUGCCCCGAUACCAACGAGGGCAUCAUCAUUGACACCCCCGCCGAACCGGAAAAGCUCAUCAACGAAGUGGGCGACGUCCAGAUCAAGGCAAUCCUGAUCACCCACAAACACCAGGACCACCUGCUGGGCUUUGCCGAGAUUACCGGCGCCAUCGGCGCUCCCGUGGCAGUGCACGCCAACGAUGUGGACGGCCUGCCCCGCGCUCCGGAAACGGUACUGAACGACGGCGACACUAUUCUUUCGGCAACCUGCAAGCCCAGGCCAUUUACACCCCCGGCCAUACUGAGGGAGCCACUUGCUACCUGCCCCGAGGCCCUUCAGCAGAUCCUGAACAGUGUCAGCGGCAAGCUGCUCACCCUGCCUGACGAAGUUGCCGUCUAUGCCGGUCACGGCGCGGUGGAUACUACCAUUGGCGAGGCUCGCCGCCGCUAUCAGGUCUUUACUUCCAAGUCUCAUUCACCCGACCUGUGUGGCGACAUUGACUGGCUGGAAACCGAGUAA